Messenger RNA from Ambispora leptoticha, 876 nucleotides. The record is from the annotation of a GenBank genome assembly. NCBI's taxonomy places the organism in Eukaryota, Fungi, Glomeromycota, Glomeromycetes, Archaeosporales, Ambisporaceae.
AUGUCUAACUCAACAACCGAGCCAGUUUGUCCUAUCGACCAUAGUUCUUUACCUAAUAAUAAAUCCUCACUUCCUUCUACGACGUCAGAUGUUCACAUUUUUCCACAACAAUCACAACAGCCUUCCGCAUGUCCUGUUGACCAUAAUUCUCUUCACACUAACCCUUUUCUCAAUAAACCUCUCGCCACUCAGCCGACGAACACUUCCACUUCAACGAAAAAUGUAGGCUGUACAAGCGACACUAUAAUAAACCCAUCCAACCUAAUGCACGCAAACGAAAAACAAACUCCUAUGCCAGGCCAACGCAUAAGAUUAGACACUACUCGUGAAAUAUCUAGUAUUCCGCGCGUCGUUUCUACUAAUGACAAACCUGUCGCAAACACAGAAUCCGAAAGUGCACCAGAAGAAAAAUCAUGGGUUUAUCCUUCAGAACAAAUGUUUUUCAAUGCCAUGAAACGAAAAAAUUGGCAACCGCGUGAAGAAGAUAUGCGUGUAAUAGUGCCGAUUCACAAUGCAGUUAAUGAAAAAGCGUGGCGGGAAAUUUUAGAGUGGGAGAAAAUUCAUGCUGAUAACAAAAAAUGCGGUGGUCCAAAGUUAGUCAAAUUCGAGGGUCGGGCGACGGCUAUUACUCCUAAGGCAAGAAUCCUUAGUUGGCUUGGCUAUAAGCUUCCAUUCGAUCGCCAUGAUUGGGUGAUAGAUCGAUGUGGUAAGCAAGUUACCUAUGUUAUAGAUUUCUAUUCGGGACAACCAGAUCUUAAGCAGCCUGAAAAUAUUAGUUUCUAUUUGGAUGUCCGCCCUGCGUUAACCUUGGAAGGGGCGUUUGAUCGAUUGUAUAGAUGGGCAAAUUCAUUAAAGUAUAAAUUAAUACAAUCAUGA